Messenger RNA from Pseudocercospora fijiensis CIRAD86, 1482 nucleotides. RefSeq lists its product as uncharacterized. The transcript has 2 exons. Gene Ontology annotation, cellular component: membrane. NCBI's taxonomy places the organism in Eukaryota, Fungi, Ascomycota, Dothideomycetes, Mycosphaerellales, Mycosphaerellaceae. The coding region runs from base 48 to 1418 and encodes 456 amino acids. The record is from RefSeq and is a predicted model, not a curated record.
AACACAAACAACUCUUUAUUACCACCACGCCCACCACCACCGCAAAAAUGGGCGCCUUACUCUCCCUCCCCCUCCUCGCAGUCCCCUCAAUGGGCACCCUCCUAACCUUCGCCGCCUCCUGCUGCGGCGCAGCAACCUGCGGCGCCGUCUGCUCCGCCUGCGGCAAAUGCAACAACAGCAUCGCCACGCGCAUCGCCUACGCCUUCAUCCUCCUGAUCAACUCCCUCCUCUCCUGGGUCCUCCUGACGCCGUGGGCCGUAAAAAAGCUCCAAAAAAUCCUCCUCGACUACGUCACAAUCUCGUGCGGCGGAAACGAAUGCACAGGGUUCGCCGCCGUGCAUCGCGUCAACUUCGCACUAGGAUUGUUUCACUUCGUGCUGGCUUUCUUGUUGCUUGGAGUGGAGAGUUCGCGGGAUAAGAGGGCGGCGGUGCAGAAUGGGUUUUGGGGACCGAAGGUUUUGGUGUGGGUGGGGUUGAUUGUGGGGAGUUUUCUGAUUCCGAAUUCUUUUUUUGAGGUUUGGGGGAAUUAUGUGGCGUUUGGAGGGGCGGUGCUGUUUUUGUUGUUGGGGUUGGUGUUGUUGGUGGAUUUGGCGCAUAGCUUUGCGGAGUUUUGUAUUGAGAGGAUUGAGGAGACGGGGUCCGCGGUGUGGAGGGGGGUGUUGAUUGGGGCGACGUUGGGGAUGUAUCUUGGGGCGAUUGCGAUGACGGGGGUGCAGUAUGCUUUUUUUGCGAGUGGUGGGUGUAGUAUGAAUCAGGCGGCGAUUACGGCCGCAAUCGUCUGCAUCUAUUGCACCUACCUCACCAUGAGCGCCGUCGCCAUGGAGCCAGAUGACAAGCACUGCAACCCCCUCGUCCGCGCGACCGGUACCAGAACCGCUAGCAUCAUCCUUGGUGCAGUCGUGACUUUCAUCACUUGCGCCUACACCACCACAAGAGCUGCGACUCUCGGCCUAGCGAUGGGCAGUGGAAAUAAAGGCUACGUCUCGCUCGACCACGAGGCAGACACCCACGACUUGGUCGACACUCAACCCGAGUCUCGCCGCGCCAUGCGACAAGAAGCUCUUAGGAGAGCAGUCGAGUCCGGUGCGCUGCCCGCCUCCGCACUCGACGAGAGCGAUGACGAGGAUGACGAUGACGCGAAAAAGAACAAGAACGACGACGAGAAGCAGAGGACACAAUACAACUAUUCCGUCUUCCACGUCAUCUUCAUGCUCGCAACAGCUUGGGUGGCAACGCUUUUGACCCAGAAUAUCGGCGUCGACAAGGACAUCAAUGGAGAGUACGACCGAUUCGUGCCUGUAGGCCGCUCGUACUGGGCGAGCUGGGUCAAGAUCGUCUCGGCUUGGGUAUGCUAUGGCAUCUUUGGCUGGACUUUGGCUGCGCCGGUCAUUUUGCCGGAUAGGUUUGAUUACUCGUAGACGGCCGCGGACGAUUGUUUUUGGAGCUUCAUUGUUUGUAAGAUCGAAAUGCAUCAUGUGUCAC